CCUCCGUCAACUUCAAAUAUCACAAUUCGGAGCUUAUCGACACCUUUUUUCGGCGACUCGAAAACGCCGGGGAUAGCCACCAAUCGGUCCAAUUCUCCUACGACACGGAAGAAGGGAGGAUAGGAUUUCAUAUAGCAAAUAGCAAAAUGAGCCGGUCACUACUGCGCUCCGUCCUGGAGCUUCGCACGCCUAUAACACGCCUCCCACCAACCUUCCUCCUGCCGAUCCACGCCCGCACCCUCGCGACGACAGCAGCACGACGCAAUGUCGAACCAACAACAACGCCUCCAAGCGCAACACCCACACAACAAACCACCGCGCCCCCCAUAGCGCCCUCCAAACCGUCCCCCGCCCCCUCAGCAUUAUCCCCCUCCUCUCAGUCCCAAACCCACCCCCACCCCCCCGCGGGAACGACAUCCAGCUCCGUAGCCGAGCUCUUCCCGCUGCUGCGCGCGCAGCCCGCGCACUACAUCACCAUCCACAUCCACGGCCGCCCGUACCUCGUCACGGAAGGCGACCGCAUCCGCCUGCCUUUCCUGAUGCACGACGUCCUGCCGGGCGACGUGUUGCGCCUGGACCGGGCGUCUACGCUCGGAUCCCGGGACUACACGCUUCUCGGCAGUCCGCACGUCGACCCCUCGCUCUUCGAGUGCCGCGCCACCGUCCUCGGCGUCGAGUCCGAGCCCCUGCGCGUCAAAAUCAAGACUAAGCGCCGGAACCGCCGCUCUCGCCGCGUUGCGAGUAAGCACCGGUAUACCAUCUUGAGGAUCAGCGAGCUUAAGCUACUUGGGCCUUCCUAAGGGUGUCUUUGGUGAUAUGAGUGGUGGUGAGCUUUACGCUGGGGAUUCCUCCCUUAUGGGGCAGGUUCUGCUUGGGUCGAACGGGGACGAAAAGGGCGGGAAGGAUCGGUUAUCUAUUCUGCUACCUUUGUGACUGCAUUUCUUGUCGGGGCACUAUAGAUCCAAGUCAGUCAGCAGUGGAUAUCAUGUAUGUAACACUUACGAAAUGGGCUUGCAAAAUAUCAGACAAGCUCCAUGUAUAAAACAUGAAUUCAAACAUCAGACAAACAGUAUACUGCUAAGACAAUUACACACAUGCAUAAGAAAUAUGAACAUGUCCACUUGAACCGCAGGCUCAGUUAUCACAAAGUACCGCCCAUUCCGGUACCAGCAAUACCUUGCAAAA
Messenger RNA from Daldinia vernicosa, 1185 nucleotides. RefSeq lists its product as uncharacterized. Gene Ontology annotation, molecular function: structural constituent of ribosome. Lineage: Eukaryota; Fungi; Ascomycota; Sordariomycetes; Xylariales; Hypoxylaceae. The transcript has a single exon. The record is from RefSeq and is a predicted model, not a curated record. Gene Ontology annotation, cellular component: mitochondrial large ribosomal subunit; ribosome. The coding region runs from base 147 to 800 and encodes 217 amino acids.